UCAACCCUAAAUUCCAGAGAGAAAGCAACACUCUGCGAUUCGAUCUUCACCGGCCACAUUUUCGAUGGCGAAGAGAAAGCGCGGCCGGUUCGUCGGGUUCGGGUUCUGUUAUUGCGUUGCGACGCUUUUGAUUCACGCCACGGUUUCGUCUGCGGUGAGAUCCGAUAAGGAAAUGAGGGAGAGGUUCUACGGCACUAUGGUGAACUCCUCCGCGCCGGAGAGCAACGACGGCACCAUCGCCAAAAUGUUCGAUCGGGUUCUCGAGAAGGAGUUCUCCGAUAACGAUCAGCCCGAAGGAUCUGAUAAAAGCAGCUUUAACAGUAGUGUGGCUGAUCAACAAGCGGUACUGGAGACUGUAGCUAAGAUCACUCAUGAGAAGGGAAAUAAGAAUGAUACUCAGGAGAAUAACGGCACAAAAUCUUAUCAGUUUCAAGGUGUUUUCUCACUUGAGAAUGAAGACUCUGAGGAAACAACAACCUUGAUUGACAAAAAGGACAACGUGUUCGUGAUGUCGAACAAGAAAUCCAAAUAUCCAGUACUUCAAGUAGAUUUGAGGUUAAUUUCUGAUCUGGUGGUUAUCAUAGUUUCUGCAGCCAUUGGAGGAAUUGUGUUUUCUUGUUUGGGGCAACCAGUGAUUGUGGGGUAUCUUCUUGCGGGGUCUCUCAUUGGACCUGGGGGUCUCAUGUUCAUCAGUGAAAUGGUUCAGGUAGAAACUGUUGCACAGUUUGGUGUUGUAUUUCUUCUUUUUGCUUUAGGGUUGGAGUUUUCUUUGGCUAAGUUGAAAGUUGUUGGCCCCGUAGCUGUUCUUGGAGGGCUUCUUCAAAUCUUAACAUUUAUGUUCUUGUGUGGCAUAAUUGCCGGGCUGUGUGGAGCAAAGUUGUCUGAGGGAAUUUUUGUUGGCUCCUUCCUCUCAAUGUCAUCAACAGCGGUGGUGGUGAAAUUUCUAGCAGAAAGGAACAGUAAUAGUUCUCUGCAUGGUCAAGUUACAAUUGGGACGUUAAUAUUCCAGGAUUGUGCUGUUGGUUUACUGUUUGCUUUGCUCCCAGUUUUGGGCGGCCAUAGUGGUGUUUUCCAGGGGAUGGUUUCAGUGGGGAAGUUGGUGCUAGUCCUAUCAUUAUAUCUUGUCGCUUCAUCUGUAUUGUGUUGGUCGUUUGUUCCUCGCUUUCUGAAACUGAUGAUGAAGUUGUCCUCUCAACAGACAAAUGAGCUUUAUCAACUGGCUGUUGUGGCUUUCUGCUUGUUAUCUGCAUGGAGCAGCGAUAAGCUGGGCCUUAGCCUUGAGUUGGGUUCAUUUGUGGCCGGGAUUAUGAUAUCAACCACUGACUUUGCACAACAUACUUUAGAUCAGGUGGAGCCAAUUCGUAACUUAUUUGCAGCUCUCUUCCUUUCAAGCAUUGGAAUGCUGAUACAUGUACAUUUCCUGUGGAGCCACGUGGACAUACUUCUUGCGUCUGUUAUUCUAGUUAUAGUUGUAAAGACUGCUGUUGUUACUAUAGUUACUAAGGCCUUUGGAUACAGCUUCAGAACAUCAUUUAUGGUUGGAGUCUCACUUGCUCAAAUUGGAGAAUUUGCUUUUGUUCUUUUAAGUCGGGCCUCCAACCUUCAUCUAAUUGAGGGGAAGAUGUACCUGCUUCUUCUCGGAACAACAGCACUUAGCCUGGUUACGACUCCUCUCUUGUUUAAGAUGACUCCUGCCAUAAUGAAUUUGGGAGUUCUUAUGCACUGGUUUCCUGCUGAAGUUACUAUAAUACAUAAUGAGGUCUCUAUCUUUCCUCCUCUCUGAGCACAUAUAUGCAUGGUGACACACACUUGCAAGGACGGAGAAAGUUUCGAUGAUUGAAGCACACAACAGAAUAUUGUGACCUCUUCCGCCUAUCAAGUGUCUGAUUGUAACUUCACGACUCAGCUGUAUGAUGUGGGAAUAUCAGGUUUGGAAUUCACUGGCAAUUCUAUAAACCAUGCAGAUGACAGAUUUCCCGAUAUUAAGUUAUCUUGGAGUUAUCAUUCUUGGAGUAUAGCGUUGCAUGGCUCUUGUUUUGUACUCUUUGAGCAGCUUGUAAAUAGGAUUCUAUCUAGGGAUCUUCUUCAAGUGUUAUAGAUAGUUUAUUUGAAGAGGGUUACAGCAUAUACUAGAGUUAUGAAAUUGUAUCCACGAAAGAUUGGAACUUCAGAAUCAAAUUUUGAUGGAUAAUUAAUACCAAUCACUGUUCAGUGUUCAUUUGCAGCAUCAUUGUUACGGCUCU
Argentina anserina (silverweed cinquefoil) is the source of this 2243-nucleotide messenger RNA. Its product is annotated as K(+) efflux antiporter 5. The coding region runs from base 65 to 1783 and encodes 572 amino acids. Gene Ontology annotation, cellular component: membrane. NCBI's taxonomy places the organism in Eukaryota, Viridiplantae, Streptophyta, Magnoliopsida, Rosales, Rosaceae. Gene Ontology annotation, molecular function: potassium:proton antiporter activity. The record is from RefSeq and is a predicted model, not a curated record. Gene Ontology annotation, biological process: proton transmembrane transport; potassium ion transmembrane transport. The transcript is spliced from 20 exons.